Pseudoliparis swirei is the source of this 1071-nucleotide messenger RNA. RefSeq names its product cyclin-dependent kinase 5 activator 1-like. NCBI's taxonomy places the organism in Eukaryota, Metazoa, Chordata, Actinopteri, Perciformes, Liparidae. The record is from RefSeq and is a predicted model, not a curated record. The coding region runs from base 52 to 1071 and encodes 339 amino acids. Gene Ontology annotation, biological process: brain development; activation of protein kinase activity; positive regulation of cyclin-dependent protein serine/threonine kinase activity. Gene Ontology annotation, cellular component: cytoplasm; protein kinase 5 complex. The transcript is spliced from 2 exons. Gene Ontology annotation, molecular function: cyclin-dependent protein serine/threonine kinase activator activity; protein kinase binding.
CUUUGACCGGUCAGAGAGCUUUUCUCCCCCCGCUGACCCCUGUGCGUCGCCAUGGGCACCGUGUUGUCUCUGUCUCCCAGCUACCGCAAGGCGGCGCUGUUCGAGGACGGCCCCGCCGCGAUGGGCCACUACACGGCGGUCCAGAACAGCAAGAAUGCCAAGGACGCCACCGCGGCGGCGGCGGCUGGGAAAUCCCUCAAACGCCCCUCCAUCAUCAGCGUGUUGCCGUGGAAACGCAUCGUGGCCGUGUCGGCGAAGAGGAAGGGCUCCAAGAAGCUGCAGGCGGACGGCGGGGGCAAAGGCAGCUCUCCGGACGGCCACGCCGUGGUCGCCGUGGACGACUCCGCCUCCGACAGCCGGAGGCUGAAGAAGUCUCAGUCCUGCGCCAACCUAUCGGUGUACUCCUCCAGCCAAGACCCCUCGGGCCCCUCGGGCCCCUCCACCACGACCUCCACCCACCUGCCGACCUCCAAGACCCUGGCGGACGUAGCGACCGCCGGCGCCAAGAAGAAUUCCCUCACGAGUUCUGGGAUCAAACCGACAGCGGCAGCCGGAACGCCCAAACGGGUCAUAGUCCAGGCGUCCACCAGCGAACUGAUGCGCAGCCUGGGCGAGUUCCUGUGCCGCCGCUGCUACCGCCUGAAGCGCCUCUCCCCGACGGACCCGGUGCUGUGGCUGCGCAGCGUGGACCGCUCCCUCCUCCUCCAGGGCUGGCAGGACCAGGGCUUCAUCACUCCGGCCAACGUGGUCUUCCUCUACAUGCUGUGCCGCGACGUGGUCUCCUCCGAGGUGGCGUCGGAGCGCGAGCUGCAGGCCUCGCUGCUCACCUGCCUCUACCUGUCCUACUCCUACAUGGGCAACGAGAUCUCCUACCCGCUGAAGCCCUUCCUGGUGGAGGCGGAGAAGGAGGCCUUCUGGGACCGCUGCCUGGAGAUCAUCGAGCGCAUGAGCGCCAAGAUGCUCCAGAUCAACACCGACCCGCACUUCUUCACCCAGGUGUUCGCCGAGCUGAAGAACGAGAGCAAGAAAGAGGAGGAGAAGACCAAACUCUUCAUAGGCCUCGACCGAUAA